CACAACCUGCUUGGUUUCUUGAAGUGUGUAUUAACACAGAAGAUUAUCAUUUGCUAACAGAAAAGGAGUGUCUGGCUUGUUUAGUCAGUACAUAGUCCUUUUGAAUAGAUAACCUCCUUUAAAUAUUGACAAGAUAAUUCCCAAAAAGAAAAGAACAGAAGACGUGACCAUUGCAGGGGAGCACCAUGAAUCACAUCAUAGCAUUGAUGUGUCUUCUCGCUGCACAGCUGCAUAAAGGUAUCAGUUGGGACAGUGAAGGGACUGAAUUUAUCACGGCCUUCAUGCAAAACGUUGGAACAUACAAUUACAAUAAUGUCUUCCAGCUUACUGUCACUGCUCUAAAUCCGUCAACAUCUGUCCAUGUAAUAAUUUACAACACAAGUUUUGAGCUCACUCUCAUACUCGAAGAAUGGGAAACAAGAACUGUUCUGUUACCUUCCACUUUAGAACUCCAGGGCACUGCAGUAUUUUCAGACAGAACAGUCAUAAUAAAAUCUACCAAGCCCAUCACUGUAGUGUCCAUCAACUAUAAACAAUACACAGCUGAUUCAUCAACAAUUUUCCCAGUGAAUUCUCUUGGUUCAGAAUAUUAUGUUUUUGCUCCUACAGGAUAUUCUAACAUUGCUUCAGAAUUUGUGAUUAUCAACCAUAAUCAAACAAAUGAAAUCGUUGUCACAUUAUCAAGCACAGUCACUUACAAUGGAUCAUAUUAUCAGCCAGGAGAGAAUCUAACAAUUACACUGUCUGCCUUUGAAGCUGUUCAGUUACAGAGUUCUACCAGUUUAACUGGUACUAGAGUCCAGUCCAAGUAUCCAGUUGCUGUUUUGUCUGGGAAUGCUUGUGCCACUUACAAUUCAGCCUGUGAUAUUGUAUUUGAGCAGCUAAUCCCAGUAAAUGACUGGGGUAGGACCUUUCUGGUGUCUUCAAUAGCUGUUGCAAACUAUACAGAUAUUGUCUCACUUAUUGCUUCACAAACAACUGACAUACAAUAUAUAAUUGGAGGGACAAGUAACAACAUAACUCUUCAGGAAGGGAGAUACUCAGAAAUUCAUCUGCCUUCAAACUCUUUCUUAGCAAUUGAUGCUACAAAACCGAUCAUGGUAAUGUACACCUACACAGGAGGAUCUGGCAACUAUUCAACAGAUCCAUUCAUAAUGAAUGUCAUUCCGUUUGAAUCACUUUCCAGCUCCUAUGUUAUCAAUACAGAAUUUCAUGUAAACAACUAUGUUCGUGUGAUUGCUAAAAUGUCAGCACUGUUAGAAAUCUUCAAAGGCAACAGUACGCACUCAUUUACACCAGCAUGGAAUUCCAUGAAUGGGACCGAUUAUGCCUGGACAGAUAUUGCAUUACCUUCUGUAAAUGAGAGCUUUAUUUUACAACAUUGUUCCUCAUCUUUUGCAGUCUACAUCUAUGGCACAGGAAGUUGGGUGGGCAUUGGAACAACUGCACCAGCGAUAAACAUACCUUUCCUAGGUCAGUUAUCAUGUGACGUUCUUGGUGUGACAGUACGCUCGAUGACUAAUGGCUCAGUUUUUGUUAACUGGACUAACAGUGACUGUGUGUACAGUUACCUACUCACACUCACAAAAUCUGAUAACCCAGCUAUCACUGAGGAGAAAGUGGUGCAAGGAUCUUCUAUAGUAUUUACUGGACCGUAUUUCAGUUCUGACUACAAUUUAACAAUUCAGGCUGUGAUUGAAGAUAAGCAAUGCAUUCCUGUGUUGAAGCAAUUUACACAUUUUGGUGUUGGCUGGAAAAAUGAAGGGACUGAAUUUAUUACUGCCUUCAUGCAAAACUAUCAAGUAUACACUUACAAUAAUGUCUUCCAACUUACUGUCACUGCUCUAAAUCCGUCAACAUCUGUCCAUGUAAUAAUUUACAACACAAGUUUUGAGCUCACUCUCACACUGGAAGAAUGGGAAACAAGAACUGUUCUGCUACCUUCCACUUUAGAACUCCAGGGCACUGCAGUAUUUUCAGACAAAACAGUCAUAAUAAAAUCCACCAAGCCCAUCACUGUGGUGUCCAUCAACUAUGAACAAUACACAGCAGAUUCAUCAACAAUUUUCCCAGUGAAUUCUCUUGGUUCCGAAUAUUAUGUUUUUGCUCCUACUGGUCAUUAUACUUCAAUAUUAGUAUUUGUGAUUAUAAAUCAUAAUCAAGCAAAUGAAAUCCUUGUCACAUUAACAAGUGCAGUCACUUACAAUGGAUCAUAUUAUCAGCCAGGGGAGAAUCUAACAAUUACACUGUCUGCCUUUGAAGCUGUUCAGUUACAGAGUUCUGCCAGUUUAACUGGUACUAGAGUCCAGUCUGAGUAUCCAGUUGCUGUUUUGUCUGGGAAUGCUUGUGCCACUUACAAUUCAGCCUGUGAUAUUGUAUUUGAGCAGCUAAUCCCAUUAAAUGACUGGGGUAGGACAUUCCUGGUAUCUUCAGUAGCUGUUACAAACUAUGCAGAUAUUGUCUCACUUAUUGCUUCACAAACAACUGACAUACAAUAUAUAACUGGAGGGACAAGUAACAACAUAACUCUUCAGGAAGGGAAAUACUCAGAAAUCCGUCUGCCUUCAAACUCUUUCUUAGCUAUUAAUGCUUCACAACCAAUCAUGGUAAUGUACACCUUCACAGGAGGAUUUGGCAACUAUCCAGCAGAUCCAUUUAUAAUGAAUGUCAUUCCAUUUGAAUCAUUUUCCAGCUCAUAUGUUAUUAAUACAGAAUUUCAUGUAAACAACUACCUCCGCGUGAUUGCUAAAACGUCAGCAUUGUUAGAAAUCUUCAAAGGCAACCAUACGUAUUUAUUUACACCAACAUGGAAUUCCAUGGAUGGGACCAAUUAUGCUUGGACAGAUAUUGUAUUACCUUCUAUAAAUGAGAGCUUUAUUUUACAACAUUGCUCCUCAUCUUUUGCAGCCUACAUUUAUGGGACAGGAAGCUGGGUGGGCAUUGGAACAACUGCACCAGCGAUAAACAUACCUUUCCUAGGUCAGUUAUCAUGUGAAGUUGUUGGUGUAACAGUACGUUCUAUGACUAAUGGGUCAGUUUUCGUUAACUGGACUAACGGUGACUGUGUGUACAGCUACAUAAUCACACUCACAAAAUCUGAUAACCCAGCUGUCGUGGAGGAGAUAGUGGUUCAAGGAUCUUCUAUAGUAUUUACCGGACCGUAUGUCAGUUCUGACUACAAUUUAACAAUUCAGGCUGUGUUUGAAGAUAAGCAAUGCCUUCCUAUGCUGAAGCAAUUUACACAUUUUGACUUCUCUUGGAGCAGUGCUGGAACAGAGUUCAUUACAGCAUUUGUACAGAACUAUGAUAAUUCAGAUUUACAGGUUUCCAACUUGGCAAUCACUGCCCUCAGUCCAUCGACAUCUAUUCAGGUUAUGAUAUAUAACACAAGUUUUGAAGCUGCCCUCACACUUGGCGAAGGAGAAACAUCAUUUGUCAAUAUUCCUGCUUGGGCAGAACUCCGUGGUACCAUAUUAUCUUCUAACAACGCAGUCAUUGUAAGAUCUGACAAACCCAUCACUGUAUCAUCAUUUAGCUAUAAACCAGCAACAGCAGAUUCUGCUGAUAUUUUCCCAGUGGAUAUCCUUGGUACAGAAUAUUAUGUUUUUGCUCCAAAAGGAGGUUAUGGGAUGUCAGAGGUUGCAGUCAUUAACUAUAAUCAGACCAAUGAACUCCUGAUGACGGUUUCAGGUACUCUCAUGUAUAAUGGAAUAAAUUACAAUUCAGGAGAUAACAUAACUCUGGUGUUAUCAGCAUUUGAUGUCAUUCAGUUACAAAGUACCACUAUCCUAACUGGAACUAGAAUUCAGUCAGAGUAUCCUGUUGCUGUGUUGUCUGGAAACAGCUGUGACAGGUAUAAUGGUGCCUGUGAUGUUAUGUUUGAACAAUUGCUUCCUGUAAAUAAAUGGGGGAAAAAAUUCCUAGUAGCGUCCAUAGCUGUUCAAGGUUAUACAGAUAUUGUUACUGUUGUAGCUUCACAAAGAACUGAAAUAAGUUACAGCACUGGAAAUUGGAGUAACGGUAUAGAACUUCAUCAAGGGCAAAGUACAACAAUCAGUCUGUCUUCAUCUUCCUCUCUGUACCUCACUGCCACAGAACCAGUCAUGGUAAUGUAUACCUUUACAGGUGGAUAUAACAAUUGGGAUACAGUUGAUCCAUUUGUAAUGAACAUCCUUCCAUUUGAAUCGUUUUCCAGUUCCUACGUUAUCAACACAGAAAACAAUUUCAAUAACUAUAUUCAGCUGAUCGCUGAAGCAUCAGUGAUUUCUGAAAUUCUGCAGAGCAACAAUAUUCUCUCAAAUGCCAGCAUACAAGGCAAUGUUCCUAUGAGUGACUAUGCUUGGGCAAAGAUUGAACUCGGGCAAAGAAACCAAAGCUUCAUUAUAAAACACUGCUCAGCAUUCGCAGUCUAUAUGUUUGGAACCUUGAGUUUUACAGGCUUUGGAACCACUGCACUGGCUAUUAACAAGUUUCAAACAUCUAACAUGACCAUAACGUAUUUGACUAAUGGUUCCAUUCUUGUUACCUGGCCAAAGGGUAUCUGUAUUGACAGCUACUUUCUGCAGAUAUCUAUACCUGACACAUCAAAUGUACUAGAAGAAAAAAUGGUGUAUGAGAAUUCUGCAAUAUUUACUGGACUACAAGCUUGUACUGUGUAUAGUGCAACUAUAUGGGCCAUGUUUGAAGGUGAAAAGAGCCUUCUUCAAACAAAGAAGUUUACAUAUUUUGGGCUACAGAAAUGUAAAAGCUUUAAUAUGACAGUUACGUUUGAUUAUGGUUAUGCACUAGUUACAUGGCCAAUCGUCGGCUGUGUUGACAGCUACUUUCUACAGCUCUCUGCUCUAGAUGGUUAUACUACACUACAACAACAAAUAGUGUAUGGAGGUUCUGCAUCAUUUUAUGGACUACAGCUUUGUUCUAGCUAUAAUUUAACUAUCCAGGCUAUGUUCCAAGGUGAAAACUGCCUUCCUCUGACACAGGAGUUUACAUAUUUUGGUACUCACCUAUGUGACAGCCUUGAUAUGACAGUAACCUCUCUGGCCAAUGGUGCAAUCCAGGCUAAUUGGACUAAUAUUCAAUGUAUUGACAGCUACCGUCUUCAACUUUAUAAAGCAGAUACAUCCACUUUAUUAGAACAGAAAAUUGUCAAUGGAACCUUGGUGAUAUUCACUGGACCUUAUGAUCAUUCAGUUUAUAAUGUAAUAUUAUGUGCUAUGUAUUCAGAUGAACAAUGCCCUCCAGUGGAAAAACAAAUUACACAUUUUGGUAAGUUUAUUCAAAGGUUCUACCAUAGUUUAUUUAUUUAUUGCUGA
Protopterus annectens (West African lungfish) is the source of this 5312-nucleotide messenger RNA. RefSeq lists its product as uncharacterized. Gene Ontology annotation, molecular function: protein binding. The record is from RefSeq and is a predicted model, not a curated record. Bases 186 to 5312 code for a protein of 1708 amino acids. The transcript has 10 exons. Lineage: Eukaryota; Metazoa; Chordata; Ceratodontiformes; Protopteridae.